Messenger RNA from Candidula unifasciata, 319 nucleotides. NCBI's taxonomy places the organism in Eukaryota, Metazoa, Mollusca, Gastropoda, Stylommatophora, Geomitridae. The record is from the annotation of a GenBank genome assembly.
AUGUCCACAUCUACAGGGAACCUCGAUAGUUUGAUCAGAAAACUCCGGAAAAAGUUGCGCCAGAUAGAAAAUCUGGAAAUAUUACAUCGAUCGUUAACGCAAGACGAGAUCAUUAAGGCUAGAAAUUACAAUGCAUUUGUAAAUUCCAAAGAUGACAUCAGAGAAAUGCUUCAGGAUGCAUUGGAAGAACAACUGGAAAAAGAAGAACAAGUGACAGAAAAGUCAUCAAGACAGUACAAGAAAUCCCGCAAUGAAAUCUCUAGAGGAGCUGGAGACGAAAAAAGUUCAUUUACAAAUGAUGAGGAAAGCGACCAAGGAA